Nicotiana tabacum (common tobacco) is the source of this 828-nucleotide messenger RNA. Lineage: Eukaryota; Viridiplantae; Streptophyta; Magnoliopsida; Solanales; Solanaceae. The record is from RefSeq and is a predicted model, not a curated record.
AUGGACCAAAUUCCGGGCACACCACCAGUUUUGAAGGGCCCAGAGUCGAAGAAGUACACCCAGUUACCGUUUAAGCCGAGCGUAUCACCAGAAUUGAUUCCAAAAUGGUUCAAGAUGCCAGACAUACCAAAAUAUGAUGGGACUUCAGAUCCUCAGGAGCACGUCACAACUUAUACAAACAACAACAACAACCUAGUGCACGUGGCUCAGUAUACAACUUAUACAACGGCGGUGAAAGGAAACAACUUGGAUCAGUAUGAGAUUGAGUCAGUUCUACUGAAAAUAUUCGGAGAUGCCCUCACAAAAUGGGCCUUGACAUGGUAUUCGCUUUUACCUGAACACUCAAUUGAUUCUUUUGAAAUGCUCAUAGAUUCAUUCAUAAAGGCCCAUGCUGGGGCCAGAAAGGUCCAAGCCCGGAAGGCGAACAUAUUCAGGAUCGCACAGGGUGAGUCCAAAUUGCUGCGAGAGUUUGUUAUUAGGUUCUAUAAAGAGAGGAUGCUGGUACCGAUCGUACCAAACGAGUGGGCAGUGGAGGCAUUCACUAAAGACCUGCGAUCUUCCAAAGACCGAUUGUUGCCUUACGAGAGAGCUGAAGGACGCAGCAGCAAAGGGUUCCAGUCCUCUGAUAGGUUUGCUCCCGAUAGAAGAACUGACCGCGAUCAGAACAACAGGUCGCUACAAGAAAAAGAGGUACCGGGGACCCAGGAUUCCUCAUAUCCCAGGCUGUCAGAUUAUAAUUUUAACAUCAGAGUAGUGGAGCUGGUAUCGGCAAUGAGAAACAUCAAGGAAGCACGAUUCCCGAGGCCAAUCAGAUCUGAUCCCAGCUAG